UCAAACGCCAGGGUUCGGGUCCGCAAGCGACCGUCCGGGCGCCUGCCUCCCAGACGCUGUUGCUCCGCGGCCCGCCCCCGGAGCGCUAGGACGGGUGCCCCGGCCGGGGUCUAUCGGGAAGAUGGCGACCCCGGGCAUGAGCUGGCAGCAGCACCAUUACGGCGGCUCGGCGGCCGGGGCGGCCAAAUUCGCGCCCUCUCCGGCCGCCGCGCAGCAGGCGGGGCACAGCAUGGACUAUAACCAGGACCUACACCUGAAAAUGAGCAAGAAAAUCGCCCAGCUCACCAAGGUAAUAUAUGCUUUGAAUACUAAAAAUGAUGAGCAUGAAUCUGCAAUUCAGGCCCUGAAAGAUGCUCAUGAAGAAGAAAUCCAACAGAUUCUUGCAGAAACAAGAGAAAAAAUAUUGCAGUAUAAAAGCAAAGUAACAGAGGAGGUAGACCUGAGGAGGAAGAUUCAGGUUUUAGAAGCAUCAUUAGAAGACCACAUAAAAAUGAAGCAGCAGGCUUUGACAGAAUUUGAAGCGUAUAAGCACAGAGUCGAAGACAUGCAACUUUGUGCAGAAGCCCAGCAUGUCCAACGCAUAGUAACCAUGUCUAGAGAAGUUGAAGAGAUCAGAAGGAAAUUUGAGGAAAGAUUACGGAGUUUUGGGCAACUCCAAGUACAGUUUGAAAAAGACAAACGGUUGGCAUUGGAAGAUUUGCGAACCGCUCAUCGACGGGAGAUCCAAGAGCUGCUGAAGUCACAGCAAGAUCACAGUGCCUCAGUGAGUAAAGGACAGGAGAAGGCAGAAGAACUGCACAGGGUGGAGGUGGAGACUUUAAACAAAACACUGGAAGAGCUAAGACUUGAACGGAAAAAGCUAAUUGAGGAUUAUGAAGGCAAGUUGAAUAAAGCUCAGUCCUUUUAUGAGCAUGAGCUUGAUACUUUGAAAAGGUCACAGCUUUUUACAGCAGAAAGCCUCCAGGCUAGCAAAGAAAAGGAAGCUGAUCUUAGGAAAGAAUUUCAGGGACAAGAAGCAAUUUUAAGAAAAACCAUAGGAAAAUUAAAGACAGAGUUACAGAUGGUACAGGAUGAAGCUGGAAGUCUUCGGGACAAAUGCCAAAAGCUUCAGAUAGCACUUGUUACAGCUGAGAACAAUGUUCAGGUUCUUCAAAAACAGCUUGAUGAUGCCAAGGAGGGAGAGAUGGACUUACUAAGCAAGCACAAGGAAGUGGAAAGUGAGCUAGCAGCAGCCAGAGAAUGUUUACAACAACAAGCUUCAGACCUUGUCCUCAAAGCUAGUCAUAUUGGAAUGCUUCAAGCGACUCAAAUGACCCAGGAGGUUACAAUUAAAGAUCUAGAAUCAGAAAAAUCAAGGGCCAAUGAGAGAUUGUCUCAGCUUGAAGAAGAGCGAGCUUUUUUGCAAAGCAAAACUCAGAGUCUGGAUGAAGAACAGAAGCAGCAGAUUUUGGAACUGGAGAAGAGAGUAAAUGAAGCAAAGAAAACUCAGCAAGAAUAUUAUGAGAUGGAGCUAAAAAACCUGCAAAAUAGAUUGGAAGGGGAGGUGGCCCAAUUAAAUGAGGCUCAUUCUAAGACUUUGGAAGAAUUAGCUUGGAAGCACCACAUGGCAAUUGAGGCUGUCCACAGUAAUGCAAUUAGAGAUAAGAAAAAACUUCAAGUGGAAUUGGAGGAACAAUAUAAAAAGGAGAAACUAAACCUGGAAGAGGAUAAAAAUCAACUUCAACGAAUGCUGGAAAACCUGAAGGAGGAGCUGGAAGACAAGCUGAAUACAGCCAAUCAAGAGAUUGGCCGCCUCCAAGAUCUGGUAAGGAAAAGCGAACAAGGUCUUGGCUCUGCAGAAGGACUCAUUGCUAGUCUCCAGGACUCCCAGGAAAGGCUUCAAAAUGAGCUCGAUUUGACUAAAGGCAGGCUGAAGGAGACCAAGGAUGCUUUAUUAAAUGUUGAGGGUGAGCUAGAACAAGAAAGACAACAGCAUGAAGAAAUACUUGCUGUCAUGAAAGAGGAAGAGAAGCUCAGAGUGGACAGAAUGGCCCAUGACUUAGAAAUAAAAUGGACUGAAAACCUUAGACAAGAGUGUUCUAAACUUCGUGAAGAGUUAAGACUUCAACAUGAAGAGGAUAAGAAGUCAGCAAUGUCUCAACUUUUGCAAUUAAAAGAGAGAGAGAAAAAUGCAGCCAGGGAUUCAUGGCAGAAGAAAGUAGAAGAUCUCUUAAACCAGCGGCACUCUCUGGGUGAAGCUUUGCAUAAAUCUAUCAACAAUAUUUCCUUGCUGAAACAGAACCUGGAGAUGCAGCUUUCCCAGUCUCAGACUUCUUUGCAGCAGCUGCAAGCCCAGUUCACACAAGAACGACAACGACUUACACAAGAGCUUGAAGAAUUAGAGGAACAACAUCAACAGAGACAUAAAUCUUUAAAAGAAGCACAUGUCCUUGCAUUUCAAACUAUGGAAGAAGAAAAGGAAAAGGAACAAAGAGCUCUUGAAAAUCAUUUACAACAAAAACAUUCUGCAGAGCUUCAGUCAUUAAAAGAUGCACACAGAGAGUCAAUGGAGGGCUUCCGGAUAGAAAUGGAACAGGAACUUCAGACUCUUCGGUUUGAAUUAGAAGAUGAAGGAAAGGCUAUGCUUGCUUCCUUACGAUCAGAACUAAACCAUCAACAUGCAGCUGCAAUUGAUUUGUUGCGGCACAGUCAUCAUCAAGAAUUGGCAGCUGCUAAAAUGGAAUUAGAGCGAAGCAUAGACAUCAGCAGAAGACAGAGUAAGGAACAUAUGUGUAGAAUAACAGAUCUACAAGAGGAGUUAAGGCACAGAGAGCAUCACAUCUCAGACUUGGAUAAGGAAGUACAGCACCUUCAUGAAAAUAUAAGUGCCCUAACUAAAGAAUUGGAAUUUAAGGGGAAAGAAAUUCUCAGAAUACGAAGCGAAUCUAACCAGCAGAUGAGGUUGCAUGAACAAGAUUUAAACAAGAGACUUGAAAAAGAGCUGGAUGUCAUGACAGCAGACCACCUCAGAGAGAAAAAUAUCAUGCGGGCAGAUUUUAAUAAGACUAACGAGCUACUCAAGGAAAUAAAUGCAGCUUUACAAGUGUCACUAGAAGAAAUGGAAGAAAAAUAUCUAAUGAGAGAAUCAAAACCAGAAGAUAUACAGAUGAUUACAGAAUUAAAAGCCAUGCUUACAGAAAGAGACCAAGUCAUAAAGAAACUAAUUGAGGAUAAUAAAUUUUAUCAGCUGGAAUUAGUCAAUCGAGAAACUAACUUCAACAAAAUGUUUAACUCAAGCCCCUCUGUUGGUGUUAUUAAUCCAUUGACUAAGCAAAAGAAGAAGAAUGAUAAACCACCAACAAACAGGUUUGUGAGUGUUCCCAAUCUAAGUGCUCUGGAAUCUGGUGGAGUGGGCAAUGGACAUCCUAACCGCCUGGCUCCCAUUCCUAAUUCUCCAGUCCACGAUACUGAGUUCAACAGCAGCAAACCACUUCCACAGCCAGUGCCACCUAAAGAGCCCAAGACAUUUUUGAGUCCUCCUCAGAGUGAAGCUUCCCCGGUGGCUUCUCCCGAUCCCCAGCGCCAGGAGUGGUUUGCCCGGUACUUCACGUUCUGAAAAAGUUGUAUUGGCAACAGCUCUGUGUGGACUGUUCCUAAGAGCAUGACCUUAUACAGACCAUUAUGUGAACAGGCUUUCCUAUGUCAAACACUGUGAAUGAAAAAGUAUUUGUCUCUCCAAUUUUAAAAUACACUAUUUCCUGUGAUAUUUAUUAGAAUCACUCUAUUAUGUGUGUAAUUAUAACAGUUAUUUUUGAGAUGGAAGAGUCUUUAACCUUUGUAAUUAAUGCAUAAUAAAUUUUGUUAGAACAAAA
This is a messenger RNA of Hyaena hyaena (striped hyena), 3851 nucleotides long. RefSeq names its product family with sequence similarity 184 member A (gene FAM184A). The record is from RefSeq and is a predicted model, not a curated record. Lineage: Eukaryota; Metazoa; Chordata; Mammalia; Carnivora; Hyaenidae. Bases 122 to 3595 code for a protein of 1157 amino acids. The transcript is spliced from 19 exons.